AUGGCGGAUCCAUACCCUUACAACUCGCACUCAACGCCUACGCCGAGCGGGGUUGGCUACUAUCCCCCAGAGGAUCAGCCGCAGUACCCGGUAUAUGGCCAACAGCAGCCAUACGGGAACCAACAGCCUUACCAUAACCCCGGAUUAGAGCCUUACCAGCCCAGUCCAAAUGAAACCCAACUCUAUGCUCCACAACAAAGUUCAUACCACCUCGCGCCCGAGCCAUACGGAUCCUCCAUCGAGAGAAGUUAUACGCCCACAGGGCAACCAGACUAUCUUGGGCCGGUGACUCCGGUAGGAUACCAACAUGCGCAAGACAGAAUCCCCGGGAACGCAGGAUACUACAACGACCAUCCAGCCGACCAACCACGGUACGCACCCUCCGCGAGUCCCCACCCUCCCGCUGUCUAUGUAUCCGAGCCAGAAGAUGCACAGCGCAGUGGUGAACAGCGCUCCGAUACAGAGACCGACACUGACCGGGGUAUGGACCGUGGGCUCGGGGGUUCACUCGCUGGCGGCGUCGCGGGAUAUUACCUCGGUCAUAAGAAGGAACACGGUUUGCUGGGUGCGAUUGGUGGUGCUCUGCUCGGGAACUUCAUCGAGGACAAAUGUUAUUUUGCCUAG
Penicillium verrucosum is the source of this 624-nucleotide messenger RNA. RefSeq lists its product as uncharacterized. Lineage: Eukaryota; Fungi; Ascomycota; Eurotiomycetes; Eurotiales; Aspergillaceae. Gene Ontology annotation, cellular component: outer membrane. The transcript has 3 exons. The coding region runs from base 1 to 624 and encodes 207 amino acids. The record is from RefSeq and is a predicted model, not a curated record.